Messenger RNA from Zychaea mexicana, 975 nucleotides. RefSeq lists its product as uncharacterized. Gene Ontology annotation, molecular function: protein binding. The transcript is spliced from 5 exons. The record is from RefSeq and is a predicted model, not a curated record. Bases 1 to 975 code for a protein of 324 amino acids. NCBI's taxonomy places the organism in Eukaryota, Fungi, Mucoromycota, Mucoromycetes, Mucorales, Lichtheimiaceae.
AUGUGGGCCCCUCCGCCUGCCAUGUAUUGGUCACGACCUGCAGUGCAUGGUGCGGUACCUCGGCCACUGCGAGCACAUGCGAGUGUUGUUGUGGAUGAUUUAAUGUAUGUUUUUGGUGGCACAGAUAGUCAUGGAUGCUCGGAAACACUUUAUGCAUUGGAACUGGAUACGUUUAAAUGGAUUCGACCGACCGUAUAUGGUGAUCGACCUCCACCAUCACGUGCGCACAGUAUGGUGGCACAUCAAGGGAAAAUAUACAUGUUUGGAGGUGGUGACGGACUAAACUAUACUAAUGAUCUCUAUGUCCUCGAUACUGCAUCUAUGAUCUGGAGUAAACCGGAUGUACUAGGGCCACCCCCGUCACCGCGCAGGGCGCACUCAUCCAUUGUUUGGCAGGACACAUUGUACAUAUUUGGUGGGGGUGAUACAGAUCGAGCUCUCAACGAUCUGCAUGCGCUUAAUUUGGAUGCAAUGACAUGGACACCCAUUGAUGUCAAGGGUACUAAGCCGUUACCACGCGGAUACCAUACGUCUACACUUGUCAAGGAUCGAUUGAUCGUUUUUGGAGGCAGUGAUGGACAUGAUACCUUUGAUGAUGUAAAUAUAUUAAAUUUGGAAACGAAUACAUGGACGAAAGUCGACGUUCAAAGAGGAGCUCAGCAACCGGCCCGUUUAAAGCGAUUAUCCCAUGCUGCCGUUGCUGUUGGAUCAUAUUUGUUUAUAACUGGUGGACACGACGGUACACGCUAUUGUGAUGAUCUCUUACUACUAAACCUUGCAACAAUGACAUGGGAAACACGUAAAGUGUAUGGGCAGGCACCUACACCUCGUGGAUAUCAUACGAUGCUCCUGUAUGACAGUAGGCUGUUUUUGAACGGUGGCUACGAUGGGAGACAGCUCUAUAAUCAAAUCAAUGUGUUGGAUUUGAGCAGUAGUGCAUAUCUUCCGCAAAUAAGCAAUUUUUCUAUCGAUUAA